Notolabrus celidotus (New Zealand spotty) is the source of this 1173-nucleotide messenger RNA. RefSeq names its product microsomal glutathione S-transferase 3a (gene mgst3a). Gene Ontology annotation, cellular component: endoplasmic reticulum; nuclear envelope; membrane. The transcript has 6 exons. Bases 244 to 711 code for a protein of 155 amino acids. NCBI's taxonomy places the organism in Eukaryota, Metazoa, Chordata, Actinopteri, Labriformes, Labridae. Gene Ontology annotation, molecular function: glutathione transferase activity; glutathione peroxidase activity. The record is from RefSeq and is a predicted model, not a curated record.
ACACCUAAAUACUCCAAUGAGACAACGCACUUAUAAACUGUCCAGUUAAUCAUUAAACACGCACAGUCCAUUUAUACAGUCUGUGGUACAGUGCGUCUCUCGCUGACCACGCCCUCACCGCGUUACGCAAGCCUCACGCACACCGUCGCGCAUUAAGGAAACUUGACAGGGUCGGCUUGACGCUGUCCUCUUCUCGGUGUUCUAUCUGUCAGCAUCGUGAAGGAGCUACAUCUUUGAGUCAGGAUGGUUGUGCUUUCAAAGGAGUAUGGAUAUGUGGUGCUGACUGGUGUUGCCAGUAUGGUGAUGAUUGGACAUCUGGCCGUAAAAGUUGGCAAAGCCCGCAAGAAGUACAAUGUGCCUUACCCUCAGAUGUACAGUGACGACCCAGAGAAUGGAAAUAUUUUCAACUGCAUCCAGCGUUCUCAUCAAAACACUCUGGAGAUCUACCCCGCCUUUCUGUUCUGCCUCGCUAUUGGUGGAUUGAACUGUCCUCGUUUUGCCAGUGGACUUGGAGUUGUGUGGAUUGUAAGCAGAGAGGUGUACGCACAUGGGUACUCUACAGGAGAUCCCAAAAAGAGGAUGCGGGGAGGUUUUGGAAACUUGGCCUUGCUCGGAUUGAUGCUGUCCACAUUCAACUUUGGACGCCAGCUGCUCGGCUGGACAGGACCCCCGAUGCGAGGCCCCUUCCGCCACAUUAAUGUUAAUGCUUGAUGGUGAGGAAAAACCCUUAAGCGUGGGCCCAUGUAUCUUACAAGGUGUGCUAACCUCUGACCAAUUUAAUAUUUAAAGUAAAGUAAGGAUCAUGCACUAAAGUAACCUGACUGGUUCUCCUCAAAGGGAAAUGCCUUAUUCAGAAUACUGGAUGUGAUGACCGGCACUCCCACGUAUAGCAAGAUCUUCCAGGUUGUCUUAAUUGCAUUUUCAACUUUGAAUUUUUAAAUUAACAAAUGAAGAUACUGUAAUAAUGAGGGAUAUUUCAGAGGGGAAUGCAGCCUGGAGAAUUUGAAAGGAUGUUUGCACAUGCCUAACUGAAACAUCAGAUUUUGUACAUUAAUGGAUACCUGACUACAGUUUGUAAGAAGAAUUGCUGUUGCAAUGUGUAAAACUUCACAAUCCCAGAAAUGAAUGUCUUGUUCUUUUAAUUUUAGAUUUUAUUAAAGAACUGAAAAAGGU